Pipistrellus nathusii (Nathusius's pipistrelle) is the source of this 276-nucleotide messenger RNA. NCBI's taxonomy places the organism in Eukaryota, Metazoa, Chordata, Mammalia, Chiroptera, Vespertilionidae. The record is from the annotation of a GenBank genome assembly.
AUGGCAGCCUCCAGCCGAGCACGAGUGUUAGACUUGUACCGAGCGAUGCUGAGAGAGAGCAAGCAAUUCAGCGCCUACAAUUACAGAACUUAUGCUAUCAGGAAGAUAAGAGAUGCCUUCAGAGAAAAUAAGAAUGUGAAAGAUCCUGUAGAAAUUCAGACUCUAGUGAAUAAAGCCAAGAGAAACCUGGAAAUUAUUCAUCGACAGGUCCACAUUGGCCAACUGUAUUCGACUGACAAGCUUAUCAUUGAGAAUCAGGAGAAGCCCAAGACCUAA